CUAGGAAAUAAGAAAUAUAGAAAUAAAAAUUAUAAAGUUUUGACCGUAGAUAAUCGAAAUAAUAUAGUAUAAUAUAAUUGAAGAACAAAAUUUAUUCCGUCAAGAAGACAAGAAAUAUUACAAAAACGGUAGGUAUUAAUAACAUGUUAAAUGUAUUAUACUAAUUGAACAUAAAAUAUGUGUUAAUGUGAUCACAUGUCUACGAAAUAUAUUUUUAUUUGAUAUUUUUUAUUGAAUAUCUAUCUAAAUAUAUGUAUUAUGUUUAAACUUCAAGAAAGUAUUAUAGUAUUAACUUUUAGCCAUAAAUAUCUGAUUGUCCAAAGUGAACAGAUUUUUUUUUUACAUUUUUAAUUUUAAUAUUUGAGUAGUCCAAAUAUGAAAUUUCACUAUAAUUAUAAAUUGUAAAUCUAAAAUCAAUGACGAAUCAAAUUUUUUCCAGGUGUUUAAAUUCUAUUUUAGGCAGUUUUCACUGUAUUUAAAUGAGAAUCUUGGAAAAUAAGAUCAAGAAAAAAAAGGAACAAAAAUUAACGAUUCACAAUUAUGAUUAUAAAUCAUCAGUAACACUGACAUUAAAGCUUUUAGUAGAUUGACUUCAAAUUUGCUUGCAACAUUAUUAUGUUUUGUUAUCACAGAAAACUCAGUGUUUAAAAUACCAGACCUUAGGAUUCUUGGGCAGUUUGUAGUAUUGUUUGUUGAAUAUAUCCCAGUAAAAUAAUUUUAAACACGGAGUAUAGCAACAGAUCUAUUGGUUAUACUAUGAUGUUUGUUUUCGUGUUUUUCUUUUCUUUUCAACUUUUUUACCAAAAAAAUUGCUCAGAAGAACCGACAAUAGCACUUUUUCUGAAAGAGAAUUUUCUCUUGUUACUGCUUUCUUACUCCUCCGGUAUAAACUUUAAACUGUUAUUACUGAUUAUUAGGUAAUUUAGGAAUUGGAAACCCUAUCACAACCUUAUAAAAAAAACAUGGAUUAUAAUAGAAAAUUAUUAUACAUUACAAUUUAGUACAGUGUCACCGAUGAUUAAUAAUCAAAAUUGUAAAUUACUAAUUUAAAUAUUUUAAAUUUUUGUAAUUUUUUCUUUGGUCUUUUAUUCCAACUACCCUUUCAAUGAACACCUAUUUAUAAUAAAUUUUGUUUGCUUCUAUAUCAAAAAUUUGCCAAUUCUUUCUACUAGAGGGAUGUAAUUGACAUCACAACUAAUAAACGGGUAAUGUUUAUCACAUUUGUUUUAGCCAUGUUCAUAAGUAGGACUUAAAUGACUAUGUAACCCGUGAAUGAGAAUCACGAACAAUUUCUGAUAUGCCGAAUUUUAUUGCAAUGGAUGUCUGCGAUUAAUGUAAACAUGACCAAAAAAUAAUAAACUAUGUCUUAAUGUGCCUAACGCGCGUUUUAAUAUAACGUAUUUAUCAUAUUAAGCUAAUAGAGAGUUAUUUCUAAGACCGAUUUCUUUAUAAUUUUCAAUAAAUUAUUAAGCUUGAGUUACUUCCUUCUAUAUUUGGAGGAAGUAACUCAACUUUUAUUACACCAUCAUAGUUUGAAAUAGUUAUAAUUAAGGUACAGAUUUUAAAUGCUCUAAAAAAAAAGAAAAAUACCUAAAAAAUACAAUCUAAUGCACCUAUAAAAAAGUCCUAAAUUUACUAAACACAAUAUUACAUGCAAAUAGUGCAAUACGACUACAUUACAACUAAUAAAUAGUGUAUUGUUUUCUUUAUUGCAUGGUACUUAUCUGGUAUAAUCGUACAAUCAGUAAAUUCAUAAUGUAUUUUAAAAAUAGAAAUAUGAAUUUUUUUUUUCUAGGGAGAAAUCAGAAAACUGUUAUCAAAUUUUCUGAUAACGGUAUGAAGUUUGUAAAACAAAGAAUAAAUUCAAAAUAAAAGUUUCAUAUUUUAAUUCUUUGAUAUAUAAAACUAAUUUUGUAAUUGGAAAGUAUUGGUUUUGAACAUUCCGAAAAAAAUACAUUUUGCAUUUUAAUCUGUAUCCUAGUCAUGUUACAAACUAUAAGCCGAUUUUCAAAAUGCCUUUUAUUCCGAAAAUGUUUGAAAUUACUAAGAAACUGUCUUUGAUUAUGCCUCCCUUCUUAUAUAAUAAUUAGAACUCUGAAGUUAUUGGAGUUAAAAAUUACAAAAUAUGCACAAAAAAAUUGGAAAAUGUGCAUGAAAAAAUGUUAAAUAUGCAAAAUAUAUUCAAAUUUUAUUUAUUAAAAACAUAAGUAAUGUCAUUAUUAUUAAUAUACACAAAAAAUAUAAAGAUUAAAUGUGAAUUUCAACAUUGUUGUUAAAUUAAUAAUAAACCAAGACAAUAAGAAAUAAUAUUAAAUAAAUAAUAUUGAGUUUGGAAAAAUAAUCUUUUUUUUUUUUUACAAAUAUUACAUAUGCAUAAUAUACGAAAAAUUAUGAAGUUCAUAGACUUUUUCUCUAAAAUUAGCGAAAUAUGAAAAAUUUGCAUUUUUAAUUAUCAUAUCCAGUUAGAUACUAUAUUUUACUGAUUUUAAAGUGUUUGAUAAAAUAUAUUACAAAAUUAUCUUGUUUUGGUAUUCAUGAAUAUUUUUCUAAAAGGUUAAAAUCUUAAUUAUGUUCUUGCGUACUCAGGCAGUUAAUACAUUUAGUUUUUCCUAAUGAAUUUUUGAUUAAUUCUGGUAUAGCUUAGGGUUCUCACUUAGGCCCUCUUUUAUUUUUAUUAUUUAUCAAUGAUUUUCCUUCUAUUUUAAAUAGCUCGGUUGAUAUGUUUUUUUUUUUUUUUCUGUCGACGAUGCCAAAUUAUUAUGAAACUAGAAUAAAUUUGUUCAUUGGAGUUUAGGUAAUCACCUACCAUUAAACAAAGAAGUGUAGCGUUAUUAAUUUUUCACUCUUGGGUAAUACAAUCACCUACAAUUAUAAGAUUUAUAAUUAUUCUGUUACGCAAGUAUUUACAAUUAGAGACCUGGGGAUUCUCUUGGGAAUUUCAUUUUGACAUGGACUUUUCCACUCAUAUUGGUUCUUUUAUUAAAAAAGCUUUUAAGGUGGCCGCCACACUGCCGUAAUUAAACUGAAACGUAUACAACCCUGUAGAGAUAGUGUUGUGCGCCGUAUCGCCGCCGUCGCGGCAGGCCGUAACCAUGCCCACUACCUCACUGUCUCGACGACCAGUCUGCGGGGUUUCCUUUUUGUGCUGGAACGUGUUUUAUUAUUCUAUAAGUGGUUGUGUUGCUCAUAUCACGACAUUGCGUGAACAUAAAACGAACGACUACAACGGCCAUCGGUACUCGGGACACACACUGCCAUAUUGGGUGCACAUACUCGCAAAUUGAUUACUAAUUAAAGUUACCGUUUUUUUUGUUUUUUUUUUUUUUUUUUUUUUUUUUACAUAUGUAUGAAUAAAUAGAUUAUAAAAUAUAUUUUCUAUCAUAGAAUCGUUUUAAUAGCAUUACUUUUGUUUUAUUUUAAUAACUAGCGAUGAGUAUAAUAUAGGUACUUAUUUAGGAACAAUUAAAACGUUACAAUGUAAUUUUAUGGAAACGUUUCGAUUGCUUCGAGUAUUAAUAUAAUGUUAAAAUGAAUAGAUACAAUUGAAGGAUUAAAUCUAAUGCUUAUUAAAAUGUAUAUAUAACAAAAGAUAAAAUAUCACACAACAAUUUAAAAUAAUCAUUUUUUUUUCCUGUGCUUUUCUUUUUUUAUGCUUCAAUUAUACAAUUAGGAUUUCUAAUCAGCAUAUUUUUAGAAUGCCUAGGAUCAAUGAACUCAAGUAGUAAACAGUUAUAAUAAAAAUCUUAAUCUUGGUAACAUUUUUUCGUUCCAAAAGAUGUCAUCUUUGAAAAAAUUUUCUGACUUCAAUCCUAUUUUUGUCCAGAAUGCUAUAAUACAAUAUUUUCUUUGGGUUAUAUUUAAUUAACUUUGUACUUGAACAUAAUAUUUGUGGUUUUUAUUUAUUUCUGUACCCACGCCUUCUUUAUUGUUUUUCCAAAAUGUAAUUUUACCAUUUUUAAUGCUCUCAUUUGGUGAUUUGAUGUCAAAUUUUCUGAAGACUGGCACUUAAUUUCAAAAAUUCCAUCAUUUCCAAUCAAACCAUCUGACGUUGCACCAAAAUAAAAAUGUACUGGAUGAAUAACUAAGCCACAUUGUGGUGUAAUUUCAAUUGUUAAUUCUUUUUCGACUUGAUAUUUUACUUACCGUUUCUGACAACGAAUUGUACAUUGUUCUGUAGGAUUUCUUACACCAACUACCAUCGGCCACCACGGGUAUUAAAGGUACACCAUCCACGUCAAUGUCACCUGCCUCACUAGCUAAACAUGUUUCUUUAGCUGCAGUGUAUAUGAUUUGAGUUGCAGCCUUUUCAAACUUUUAAUAUACAACAUUAUGUUAUUUAUUAUAUGUAUUGUUCUUCAUUGUGGGAAUCUCUAGUGUCAUAAUUUCUUUUAUUUGUCCAUAUCCUCUACCUAUAUUGAUAAUGCCAAUUACAGCUGCGGUGUUAAUUUUAAUCAUAUUUGAUUUUUCAUCUUCAGUUUCAAUAACAGAUUUUAUAUUACACAUUUGACAUUUGGAGAUAAAUGAUAACAUAAAACCAUGUCUACGCCCAUUUUCAAAUAGAAUAUCUUUGAAAGAACAUGAGAACUGUGCAUGAUCAAUUUCUUGUAUUUGUUUUAUAAAAGACAAUAACUUAAUUAUUCGUCUACCAGUUAUUUCAAAUGAGUGAGAGAGAGUUGGUUUUAUAGGUGACUCGCUUGUGAUUAAAAAGCUGUUUGCACUAGUGCCACUGACAUCAAACGUUUCAAAUAAGUUAUAAAUACUAUUUUGACCAUUAUAAAAUUGCUCAAUAAAUAUGUCGUUCUCAGAAAUAAUUGGUCAUUAUCAAUUGUCGGCGGUUUAAGUGAAGUUUCUUCCCUUAUUACAAUUGUAUCUUGCCCGCUAAACAUUUAUUUUAGUUAUUAUAGAAACUUUAAUCAAAAUUUUAUAAGCAAUAAUUAUAUAUGCAUACCUAUAUCUGUUAUUCCAGUGCAUUUCAAGAUUCGUAGAUAACUAUAUCAUGGUUUAUACUGAUUUUAGACAUAAAGCCUCUUGUAUUUUUACAGUGCCCUUUACCAACCCUAUUCUAAUCAUAGAAAAUGCAUACAAGAAGUAUUUAUUUUUAUACUUUUUGACAAUAAUUUUAAAAUAAUAGAUUUCUUAAUACAAUACUAAACUUGAGUUGUGCCAAAAAAAAACUUGUGACGCAACUUUUGAACUUUUACAUUUGAAUUUCAAAUGCAUAUAAAGAAAGGUUUUAAUAAAAUAUUUUAUAUACACUCAACUUUUUUUUUUUUCAUUAAAAGUACACAUUAUAGUUAACCUCAUAUACAAUUUUCAUGCAAUUAUAAUGGGCGAAAAAAUUUGUAUACAACUUAUUCGAAAAAACGCAAAAUACCGUAAUAAAAAAGAACAGAAAAACGUUUUGACAUUUUUAUUGGACAUAUAAAUUGUAAAUAUUAGUAUUGUGUAAAAAUGUUUAAUUCCUACGUUUUAUUAUUUUGUUCGUGUUACAGCACAUUAAUAUAUACCGAAAAUAAUGAAAUCAUAAUUUUCCUGUUUUUUCCCUGUUUAUCCUAAGUAUAAUUUUGUCCACUUAGAAAAUCAAUUUCUUGUUCAAAAACUAGAAACAAAAAUUUUUCUAUAAAAGAUGCUACACUUAAAAAUCAGAACAAUAUUUCUAGUAAAAUGCAUAAGUUAGAAAAAUUUAAAAUAAUGAAAUCGGCAUGUCGUAAAUAUUUUCCGUUUUUCACUCUUAUUGCGUACGAUUUCCACUAACUGGUGGAAUUUAUUAGAAUUGCUCUAACACUGAAGAUGUACUUUUGAUUAUAUUAUAUUGAGACAUUGGGUAUUGACUUCUGAAUUUCUUUUGUAAUAAUCAUAAAUAUAGCUUUAUUUGUUGAUAUUAUGGAUAACCCUAAUUAUUAUUCUAGCUUAAUGGAUAAUAAAAAUGCAUCAAUCAAAUACAAACUUGUAUUGAACAUGCAUAAAAUAUAAUAUACAAUAGUUAUAGUGUCAAAAAUGUGCCUACCUACUUUGUGAGGUUUGCUUUGAAGGUCACUGGUUUGCAAAUAUAGUCUUAAAAUCUUAAUAAAUAUGUCAUUUUAGAUUCUAAGCGGAGUGAAGAAUUUAUUAAAUUAAGUUGAAACUUGUACUCGCAUUAUGUUAUUUUGCUAAUGGUUUCUAUAAUAACCUGUUUAUUUACAUAAAUAAAGACCAAAGAAUAAUUAUAAAAUGCAAUCAAUAUUUAAACUUUUGUCUGGAUUUUUUUUUGUGAUUUUAAUUAUGUAUUUUUUUAUUUUUCAGAUUGAAAAUGUCUACCCUAAAUCCUAAAUCUGGUUUAAAUAGACUAUUCCCAUUUGCUAAGAAGAAGCCUAAUAUACCUUCUAAAAUAUUAGAUAAAUCUGAUACAAAGACAAGUAAACAAAAAUCGGUUGAAAAGAAAAAUUGUCUUAUUAUAAAAAAUCCAGAGCAAAUUCAAUGUGAAAUUUUAACAGAAAAUAAUGAAAAGCUUAAAACUGUUCAAGAAAAAGCAAUUAGCAAUGAAAGUCCUAAAAAAGUUUUAAUAGAUACUUAUAAAUUAAUUAUAUCUCAAAAUAAUGAAUCAGAUAUAAAAUCUAUUUCACGGAAAUUAUCUAAUGCAUCAGAAAUUAGUAUGGAGGGAAUAAAAAAAUCUAAAGAAACCUAUCAACGUUGGAAUAUUCCUCUAUCAAACAAAUUCAAAGGCAAAGAUGUUGAUAAAACUUUAUUAACUAUGCAAGAUUUGAUAUAUUAUAAUCCAGUUUCUAAUCCUAUUCUUAGAGAAACGAAAAUUGAACUUAAAGAAGAGGAUGAUCCAGAUAAUGAUUUAUUACCUAUAAAAACUGUAAGGAAAACCAUUUAUUUUAAACAUUAUUAAAGUCUAGUUUUAAAAUAUUUUUUGUGGAAUUUAACUGAGCAAACGUUACACAAGUUUUAGCAUUAAGCAGAAGCAUAUUUAAGAAGGUGGGAAAUGGGUAUUAUUAUUAGUACAUUAUUAAGAUUUCAUUUAAAAUGUUAAUAUAAAUAUAAAUAACUAUUUGUGUUGUUAUUUAUUUAUACAUCGUAAUUUUAUUUUUUUCAGGAUCAGGAUCAAAAAUCAUCAGUUCCCAAAAAUUGCAUUACCCCAUGUAUUAAAGUAGGAGCAGAUGGUAAAAUAAUUAUUGAUCAAGAAACAUUAACUUUAAAUGAGACUGGUCUUGAAGAAAAACGAGAAGAGUUGGCCAAGUCUAAAGUUAUUGAAGAAUCAACAUUUCGAAGUUUUUCUUAUAAACGCAAACAACAACCUUCCAAAAAAUGGACCAAAGAUGAAACUCUUAAAUUUUAUAAAUGUUUAAUGAACCUAGGUACUGAUUUUUCAAUGAUUGAGCAAUAUUUUCCUGGUCGCACACGAGCUCAAAUUAAAAGAAAAUAUAAGACUGAAGAAAAAAAGAAUCCUCAACUUAUAAAUGGUGCUUUAACCAAUACAACACAUUAUGAUGGUCUUCUUAUAGAAAAUAUGUUCCAAGAAGAUGAGGAUUUUAAAGAAACUGAAAAAGAUAAAAUAAACAAAGUCAAUGAGAAUUUAGAAAUGAGUGUACCACCAAAAACUCGUAAGAGACUUCAUAAAAAUUUAAUAAGAUCAGAUUGUAGUAGAAUAAGUCCUUGUGCUUAUUUAAUGGAGGAAGAAAUUGUAUUAAAAAAAAAAAGAAAACCUGAGGGUAAAAUGUCAACAGCGGAUUCUCUGAAAGCAGAAGUAUCUGUUUUAAAGUCCUUAAAGGACAAGAAAAAAAAAUAUCUACCCUCAACUACUGUAACAAAUAGUAAAAUAAAAGCUAUACCUGAAGUCAAUGAACAAAAUAGUAAUCCAUUACCGAAAGUUCGAAGAUUGCAAGAUUUUCACGAAGAAUAUGAGGAGUAUACUCUGUUAGAACAAGAUUCAAAUAGUGAAUAAUGAAACAAACUUCAAAUUCAUUUUUUUAAAUUUUAGUUAACAAAUUGCAACAGUUUAUUGAACAUUUUUCGUAUUAAUCAAGGAAAUUAUUAUUAAUAGUUCAAUAAUUUAUUAUUGUUCACAUUAAACUAGAUGCUUUUAAAAAAAAAAUGUCAUGUAUCCAUAUAUUAUAAUUGUCUUUACUAUAUAGUUUCAUUAAUCUUGAAUUAAAAUUAAAAUUUUAAUUAAACUUGGUGUUUAUAAUAUAGUAUGUAUGCAUAUUUUGCAGUAGAACAGGCAGUUCCUUUCAGAUAAUAUUUAUAUUGUUUUAGAAAAAAAAAGUUUACAA
Cinara cedri is the source of this 8255-nucleotide messenger RNA. NCBI's taxonomy places the organism in Eukaryota, Metazoa, Arthropoda, Insecta, Hemiptera, Aphididae. The record is from the annotation of a GenBank genome assembly.